CGGCGCAGCGGGUCUUAGCGUGCGCGUACAGCGAGCACGAGCACCGCGACCGAGAGCCGCGGCGCUGCGCGGCCCAUGUCGUCCUCCAAGCACACGGCCUCGUUCGGGCUCGUGCUCGGCGGCAAGCUGAGCCUCAAGGGCGGCGGCGGCGAGGGCGGGCUCGACGGGAUCCGGAAGAAGAAGAAGAAGAAGAAGAAGCGCGAUCACCCCGCGGACGGCGCGGCCGGCGGCAGCGACUCGGAGCUGGAGGUGCCCGAGUGGUCCGACACGCCGCUGCCCGGGACGGGCGAGCUGACCAGCUCGGGCGUGGUCGUCAUGGGCCACGGCACCGCCUUUGACCGCGAGCUGUCUGUCGGCGACUCGCUGCUCGUCACCGUCACGGACCGCUAUCGCAACACGACGGUGGACGAGUCGCGCGUGGUUAACAUGGUGCUGGGCAAGGGCUCGCUCAACCUCACACAGCCCUUUAGCUGCGACGUCUCGGCGCCGAUCAGCUUCAUGUUUGUGCGGAAAGCGCCUGAUAUGGAGGCGCUCCGCGCCGAGCGCGACGCGAAGAAGGCGCGCGCCGCCAGGGCCGACCAGGCGUCGAAGGAGGUGACGUACAAGGUGUACAAGAACAGCACGGGGACGUGGAACUCGUGGAAGACGGUGACGGAGCGGGUGGCGGAGGGAGUGACGAGGGAGGAUAUGCUCGACAAGCGGUGCAAGAUGAAGUCCGACCAUCACUGCAAGUGAUGAUGGUGGCAUUGUGACGGUCGUCGCGUGGGGCGGUGGGGGCGGCCCGCGUUGCGCUCUUGGUCUUGCGCUCUCCACCCCAUCCGCUCGUGAUAUUGUUUUGGCUUGCUCCAACUGAAAAAGGAACAUUUCGC
This is a messenger RNA of Emiliania huxleyi CCMP1516, 869 nucleotides long. RefSeq lists its product as hypothetical. The transcript is spliced from 2 exons. The coding region runs from base 76 to 735 and encodes 219 amino acids. NCBI's taxonomy places the organism in Eukaryota, Haptophyta, Isochrysidales, Noelaerhabdaceae. The record is from RefSeq and is a predicted model, not a curated record.